UAAAUAUUUAAUAAAUUUAAUUUUUGAUCAGACACAACAAUCAAACAAUACAAGGUUUCUGUCCAAUUUCAACAUGCUCAAUUUUUAGCUUCAACUAUCGAUUCUCUUUCUAUCUAUCUACCAUUCUUUGUUUUCAUUUCACUUGAUUUGGUCAAAUUCGAUACCCCACAAAAAAAAUGCAUACUUUGAUGGGUUUCUUCUGAUUCCGUGCCCAACAUCAGUGGGUCUCUUGUUUCAGAUCCUAUUUAUUUUCUUUCAGCUGAUGUACACAAACAUGGGGCUUCAAUUUCAUGUUAUGGAGCUCAAUAAGGUUGAAUUGGUGUGUUAGAUUUGUUGGAAAAGUAUGGAAAUUUUGUUUAAGAAAAGAAGAAUCUAUAGUCCUUGAUUUGGUCAUUUGAGGAAGUAAGUACUAUGGCUUUUGUCCCCUAAAGGUGUAAUAGCCCAGUGGUAUGAGUUGGAAUGCUGAAGGAGUACUUAGAAGGAGGGUUUUCAAUUCUGUGGUCAGUGAUUUUGAUAAAGCACUGGUUGGUUGUGAUGACAGGUUUUGGGUUGAAAUUGUGUUGAAUGGGGAUUCAAACAAUGGGUUCUCAAAGUAAUGGGCAGCAGUCUCAUUUACAGCCUCCUCAGUUAACUAAGCAAAACUCAUGGUAUGGUCUCACUCUUGAUGAGGUUAACAAUCUACUAGGUGAUUUAGGGAAGCCAUUAGGGAGCAUGAAUCUCGACGAGCUUCUUCAGAAUGUAUGGACAGCUGAAGCUAAUAAGGUUAUGGGGAUAGAGGAGGAGCAUGUUUCAUCUUCGUCUUCUCUUCAACGUCAGGCUAGUAUGACCUUGGCUCGUGCUUUAAGUGGGAAGACGGUGGAUGAUGUAUGGAGAGAAAUUCAGCAUGGCCAGAAGAAACGAUAUGGAGACGACAUGAAAAUUGAGGAUAGGGAAACGACUCUUGGUGAUACAACAUUGGAAGAUUUUUUAGUACAAGCGGGGCUUUUUGCGGGAGCUUCUGUUAGUCCAACUGCAGGGUUGGAUGUAAUGGAUACCGCUAUCCCUCAAAACUUUCAACUAAAAGCCGGCCUGUUAUCCUCUCCUUCAAUUAGUAGUUUAUCAGACACAAAACCGAGUCGCAAAAGGGAUGCUCCGGAUGCGUAUGAGAAGGCUUUGGAAAGGAGGCUGAGAAGAAAAAUCAAGAAUAGGGAAUCUGCUGCGCGUUCACGGGCAAGAAAACAGGCUUACCAUAAUGAACUGGUUACCAAGGUUACUCUACUAGAACAGGAAAAUAUAAAGCUCAAGAAAGAGAAGGAGUUCGAGCAGGGGCUACCACCUGAAUCAUCACAAGAACCAAAAUAUCGUCUUCGAAGAAUAAGUUCUGCUCUUUUCUGACAUGUGACCAGCAGUGAAGUUUUCUUGUUCCAAGUUCAUGGCUUUAUGUUGAAGCGUCCUGGAUAAAGAGAAACUUAACUUCAUCCAAAGUGUUGCUGCUCCUGGUGUGCUUUCGCUACAGUAGUAGCUUGUUCGAUCUACGGGUAUAUUUAACUAACUAAAGGGUACAUAUUAGCUAAGGUUUGAUGUGCAUAGGCUUCAGCAUUCUCUGUUUGUGUGAGAAUUAAGAUUGUGUUUGUGGUUGUAAGCUGAUGUGAUUAUUAGGGAAUCUAGUUAUCAAAAAGGCGACUAACUUCCAAAGAAACUGAAUGAAACUAAGUAGGUCCUUAUUAGCAUUUUUAAAUUGCAGCAUUGUAAUAGACUUAAUCUUAGUUACUGUGAUUCAGCUACGGAAAGUUGGUGUGCUGUGUAGAGAGAUUUUCUAGAAGAAUUAAAUAGCAAAUGAAAAAAUAGUUUAUUAUAA
Cicer arietinum (chickpea) is the source of this 1837-nucleotide messenger RNA. RefSeq names its product ABSCISIC ACID-INSENSITIVE 5-like protein 2. Lineage: Eukaryota; Viridiplantae; Streptophyta; Magnoliopsida; Fabales; Fabaceae. Gene Ontology annotation, cellular component: nucleus. The record is from RefSeq and is a predicted model, not a curated record. Gene Ontology annotation, molecular function: DNA-binding transcription factor activity. Gene Ontology annotation, biological process: positive regulation of DNA-templated transcription.